UCCGCAGCCUGACAUACUUAGAACCAACUGUUUCUCUUUGCCACGGAAAAAAAAACGACCAAGGACGAAGACUUGGUACUUAGGAGCCUGGUGAGUCAGGUGACUCUAAACUACGCGUCGCGGCCCGCGGUUACCUGGGACGAAAUUUGCAAUCAGUUCGGCUUGUUUGACAGAUACUACCAAGGCCCAUAAACCCCAAUUGACUACAGUAAUACGCUAGCCUCCCGUAAUCCCAAAUCAGGCGAACUGUCGAAUUAGUCCUUCUGGGUCAUACCAUUUGGAUCUGCUGUUAAUGGCGGCUAUACUUAAUGGAUUAUUGAUACCAGACUCAGUGUCCGAAGCCUCCUCUCCUCGUCCUCAUUCCAGGACUUUCUCAACAGUUACUUCCGACACCGUGGGCUCCCAUCUUACAGAACCUCUCCUUCAACACCACCACUCUGGCUCGGACACAUAUCACGAUAUUCCCAGUCGUCAGCCUUCGCACUUCGAUGGAACCAGCUACCAGCCAGAUAUGCUAGAUCUUUCAUCUGAUGGAUCUCCCAACACACCAGAGAAGCGUGGUCAUAGAGCGCAGCAUCAUGUGCGAAGGCGAUUGAGAGCUUGGAAAGGUGUUGGAAUAACGUUAGAAGUUGUCCUUGGUUUAUGGGCAAUCUACACUACCGUUCGAUAUUUUAUUGCUUAUAUUGUAUAUUCUUCUACGGUUGGCCAAAACCUUGCCUUGGGCCUUGCAUGCACCUCUACUAUCGCAUUCGCCUUUCUAAUCUGCGACGCAGUCGUCACUGUCUUUCGAACCCGCCUAAUAGCCUCCCGAAGUUCCCUCCGCUCCUUACUCCUCCUUCGCACAGUCUUUCUAUGUCUCUCCUUCUUCUUCCUCCUCUGCGUAGCCAUCGUCAACUUGGUCGUCACCAUUGUCUUGCGGUGCUCGCACACGUCGGAACUCAGUGCCGACCUUCGUUGCAAUCUCGACAUUGACGUUAUAUGGUCGAUAUCUUCAUCAAAAACGAGCUGUCCGCCCGAGUCGAGUAAUUGGACCGGUUGGAUCGCUCUGGCUAUUUUUAGGGUAGCUGCCACCUUGGUACUCGUGCUGUCCAUGCUCAUCACCACAUCUCAAUACAACAUCACACGCCGACGACUUAACCGGAAACGCCGGCGUUGGAGAAGUGCUACUGGAAAUGGGAAGAACCGAGAAAGCUCAAUGGUAGACAGAGCCACGUCUACACCGCAACCAUCGACAUCGCAACUCGGGGCGGCCAUGCGACAACCGCCUUCUCCCCUGUCCAGGACGGAUUCUCGACAGACCAACAACGGCAACAACAAUGACUGUCGUCCUCAUCAAACGGUAGAAUCGACAUCAGGCGAUCUCGCAAACUGUCGACGUGAAUCAGACGAAGACCUCUGUCUCGAUCCUGCUGUGGCGACACGCUUUGACACUGCAGCUCUACAACAACGUUUAACAGAUGCCAUCUACCUCUCUCCUGGUGCGGGCGGAGGACUUACCAUGUCCUCCUUACCAGACCCACUUUCCAUUAGGGACGACAGAGAAUUGUCAAACUUUGUGGACCGGUUUCGGCUGCUUGUCUCUCAGAUCACUCGGGAGACGGAGGAUGCGAUGGAGUUUGCCAGACCUGACACAGUAGUGACUGCAACACCUGUUGAUGAAGACGAGUCGGAUGAGUCGGAUGAUGAGUCGGAGAACUCUUUCCUUUUUGGUUUAGGAUUUGGUUUGACAGGCUAUCAUGUUGGUGGAGGUCGUGGUGGAGGUCGUGGUGGCGCAACUUUGGGCUAUGACGAGUUUGGCCGACCAUAUCCUCCCGAAGAGCAUGUGAGGAUUUUGAAUUCUUACGUUCGGAGGAUGCCUACGAUCGAAUCAUUGGGAUCGAGAGAUUUUGGUAGUGGGACAACGGGUUCUGUCUAUUCGGGGAGGACGAGCCAGAGUAUGCAAACACUCAGUCGACCGCCUACGGUUAUGAUAAACCAGUCGGAGUUUGGAGGAAGUAAUCCUUCAAGUCGAGCGGCGUCUCUAACACUCAGUAUGACGGGGCCAGGUGGGAGUGCACCUCCCAGUAGAGCGGCAUCUCUAGUGCUUAGUACGACGGGUGCAAGUGGGGGUACACCACAGACUCCGAGAACGCCUGUACUUGAGGAUGGACGACAGCGGGAGUCUCCUGUGGAUGAGUCUGGCGUCGGACGUUUACCAUCACCUGGUGGGAUAACUCAUAGCCGUAGCACGUUUUCGUUCCAUACGGCUUAUAGUGGAGGAGGAGGGUCGGUGAGUUCUCCGAGUUCGGAACAGUAUGUAUCGUUUUCUAGCGAGGACAGCAGACCUCCUUAGAGAGAGGGGUACUCGCCCCCCCUCUUUUGUUAUUGGCGUACCUAUUCCACAGCUUUUUUACUGGGUUUCUUUGGCUAUCUUUUCUCCUCGGGACGAACGUUGUGUAAACCGACGGAUUUUCUCAAUCUGUACCAAUCUACUUGUAGCCCUUGUCUGACCCAUCAUACGAUCUUGCUGUUGCUUAUUCUUUUUUUUUUCUCCUCCACGUCCGGUCGUUUUCCCGAAUACUUAAUAGCGUCUCUUUCUCUCAUCUCGUCGUGUCCUGCCAUCGGUCUUUAUUGUUCGAGACUACCUUACCUGUAGAACCAGCUCUCACCACCAAACACCCUAAUACUUUCCUCUGGAUGUAUACUGUACUCGUUACUAUUUAUAUUCUCAUAACAUGUCAUCGGCUAAUGUCGAAC
Messenger RNA from Marasmius oreades (fairy-ring Marasmius), 2736 nucleotides. RefSeq lists its product as uncharacterized. Bases 293 to 2332 code for a protein of 679 amino acids. The transcript has 3 exons. The record is from RefSeq and is a predicted model, not a curated record. NCBI's taxonomy places the organism in Eukaryota, Fungi, Basidiomycota, Agaricomycetes, Agaricales, Marasmiaceae.